AUGCUCGCCAAGAACUUGCUCGGUUUGACCAGACGUGCUAAUCAAGUCGCUGUUAUGCGCUCUCUUCACAAGGGUGUUGAAGGUGCUCCACCAAUGAGAUACAUUAGUCUCUCAGUAAGUUUUUGGUUAAUGUUUGUUUGGUGUUUUAGGUAUUAACAAAGGAGAAAUUUAUAGUGAACCGUAGUGAUGGCUUUUGUUGCUUUAAAUUUUAAUAAUUUUCUCUUCUACUAAAAGUUAUUACAUUGUUAGUAUACUUAGUGCUUUUGAGGGUUGUGGGUUUUAAAAGAAAUUUAACUGAUGAUGACAGUAUUUAUUAGACUUAUCAAAGUGCUCGCUAUGUUUUAAACGCCAUUUAAGGUUUUAGUGAGGAAACGUUUUUGUGUUAUGUCAUGUUGUUUUAGGUAUACUAACUUUAACCAGAAUUUUUUUGAAUAUUAUCGUAACUUUUUUAAAUAAAUAGUUAGAGGCUUGAAGUGUUAGGUGUUAGUAGCUUAUUUAUUUUUUGACCUUUACUUUUAAACAAAAUAUAGAGAUUUUAAAAACAUUUUAAGUUAUAGUAGGUUUAUCGCACCUCUAAUUUUACCAAAUUUUAAAUUUUAUAUUUUUGGUUUUAAUGUUAUAUUUUCAGGAGAAGGUUGGUACCUACUUGUUCAUCGCCGUCACUUUCCUCUCUUAUCCAACCUAUGUCAUGUUCAGAUUGGACUCGCUUCGUCCCAAACCAGACAAUGAGUUGUCGCCAGAAACUCAAGCCGCUUUGGAAGAGCACCGUGCCGCUCGUUUGGCUCGUUCCCACUAG
Bursaphelenchus okinawaensis is the source of this 796-nucleotide messenger RNA. Lineage: Eukaryota; Metazoa; Nematoda; Chromadorea; Rhabditida; Aphelenchoididae. The record is from the annotation of a GenBank genome assembly.